AUGCGGAUUUUUGGACUGCUAUUACUACUAGUGACUCAAAGGAUCGGUGCUGAUGACAGUUUAGAAGUUUCCCUGUUAUUUUAGCUUCACCGACACGGGGAUCGGACCAAUGAUAGACUGGCGACCUAUCCAAAGGAUCCAUACAAACACUUAGACUACUGGCCAUACGGAUGGGGUCAACUAACAAAUGAAGGAAAAAUGAGAGAGUAUAACCUUGGAAAAACCCUAUACGAACGUUACGGUAAAUUCGUAGGGAUGUACACACCCGAAGUUGUUGAAGCGUUAUCCACAAACUAUAACAGAACAAAGAUGUCAUUGGAACUAGUCUUGGCUAGUCUUUUUCCACCCAAUGGUCCACUAGAUUGGAAUAAGGAAUUGCAUUGGCAACCUAUUCCUUACAAUUACUUGAACGAUACUGACCUGCGUAUGGGAUUUCCCACAAAAUGUGCCGAAAGAUCCAAACUAAUAGCCGAAUAUGAAAAGUCAUUACAAGGUCAACGAUACUUGCUCCCAUACAAAAAAUGGUUUAAUUACCUUAACAAAAAUACCGGUUUACAUAUAAAAGGAUUCACCGAUUUAUACAUACUGUAUUUUGGGCUCGUAGUUGAGGAGGAGUGUGGUUUGAAGUUUCCAGAUUGGGUCAAACCCGUGUAUCCAAAGCUACUGAGAGAUGCGGCAAUCGACAUGUAUUCGGUAUGGACUAGCACUCCUAAGAUAUCUAAAUUGCAAGGGUUCAAUUUGAAGACAAUUCUUGAUGCGGCCAGGCAAAAAAUUAAUGGCACGUUGCAACCACCGAAACGCAAAAUUAUGAUAUUUUCUGGGCAUGAGAUGAAUGUGGCUCUUAUGUUAAAGAUUUUAAAUGCCUUCAACCGACAUAUUCCACCAUACGGCGCCUGCAUUAUGUUUGAGCUUCACAACAUCGAUGGUCACUAUGGCUUUAAAAUAUAUUACGAAACGCACAACGGGGAACCACCAGCAACUAUCAUAGUACCUGGAUGUAACCAUUUCUGUCCAAUUGAUAAGUUUGUAGACCUUUUAAGGGACCACAUUCCUGAGAGUUACGACAUAUGUUAA
Molecule: messenger RNA, 1074 nt
Organism: Photinus pyralis (common eastern firefly)
Lineage: Eukaryota; Metazoa; Arthropoda; Insecta; Coleoptera; Lampyridae
Product: venom acid phosphatase Acph-1-like
Exons: 7
Biological process (GO): dephosphorylation
Molecular function (GO): phosphatase activity
Source: RefSeq, a predicted model, not a curated record